AUGCCUCUUUGUCGUAAUUUAAGACAGGUUAAACAGUUACUAUUAACUGUAUCUCAAGCACGAUUAGCCUCGACAAAUUCCUUCUGGUCAAAUGUGGAAAUGGGACCGCCCGAUCCGAUUUUGGGUGUAACCGAAGCCUUUAAACGUGAUUCAAAUCCAAAGAAAAUUAAUUUGGGCGUGGGAGCUUAUCGUUCAGAUGAAGGAAAACCUUUUGUCUUAGAAUCAGUCAAGAAGGCUGAUGAAAUGAUUCUAAAAGAAAAAUUAGACAAAGAAUAUGCACCUAUCUCUGGUAUAGCUGAAUUUUGUCAAGCAAGUGCUAAAUUAGCAUUCGGAGAUGAUUCCAAUGUUAUUAAAAAUCAAACUAAUGCCACCGUUCAAGGUAUAUCAGGAACAGGUUCAUUAAGAAUUGGUGCAGCAUUUUUGGCAAAGUGGUUUCAAGGUAAUAAAACGAUAUGGUUACCAAAUCCCUCAUGGGGAAAUCAUACUCCAAUAAUGAAGCAUGCUGGAUUAGACGUCAAAGCGUAUCGUUACUAUGAUUCAAAAACAAUUGGAUUCGAUUUUAAGGGAGCUAUCGAAGAUAUUAACAAUAUACCAGAAAAUUCCAUUAUUUUGUUUCAUGCGUGUGCUCAUAAUCCAACUGGCGUUGAUCCUCAAAACGAUCAGUGGAACGAGUUAUCGUCAGUCGUGAAGAAACGUAAUUUAUUAGUGUUCAUGGAUAUGGCUUAUCAAGGUUUUGCUAGUGGAAAUAUCGACCAAGAUGCUUAUGCUGUUCGUCAAUUCGUUAAAGACAAUCAUAAUAUAUUAUUAGCACAAUCAUAUGCCAAAAAUAUGGGUUUAUAUGGUGAACGUGUAGGUGCACUAAGUGUAGUAUGUAAUGAUAAAGAAGAAGUUGAUCGUGUUAUGUCACAAUUGAAAAUCAUUAUUCGUCCAAUGUAUUCAAAUCCUCCGAUUGGUGGUGCACGUAUUGCAGCUAAAAUAUUGACAAACCCAGAUCUACGACAGUUAUGGUUGAAAGAAGUUAAACAAAUGGCCGAUAGAAUAAUAACAAUGAGAAAACAAUUGGUCAGUAAUUUAAAUAAAGCAGGAUCCCAAAAAAAUUGGCAACAUAUUACGAAUCAAAUUGGAAUGUUUUGUUUUACGGGAUUAAAUGCACAACAGGUUGAACGUUUAACGAAAGAAUUUUCGAUCUAUCUGACAAAAGAUGGUCGUAUAUCAAUGGCUGGUAUUACCUCAAAGAAUAAUGAAUAUUUGGCUAAUGCUAUGCAUGAGUGCACAAAAUAA
Messenger RNA from Didymodactylos carnosus, 1281 nucleotides. Lineage: Eukaryota; Metazoa; Rotifera; Eurotatoria; Philodinida; Philodinidae. The record is from the annotation of a GenBank genome assembly.